Molecule: messenger RNA, 3661 nt
Organism: Diospyros lotus (date-plum)
Lineage: Eukaryota; Viridiplantae; Streptophyta; Magnoliopsida; Ericales; Ebenaceae
Exons: 3
Coding region: 1269-2942 (557 amino acids)
Source: RefSeq, a predicted model, not a curated record
AUACGCAUAUAUAUAUAUAUAUAUAUAUGUUGAAGAAAGAAAGGAGUAUGCUUGUGGAAGACUCACAAACACCAACUGAUUAAGAAGAGGUCAAUGUGUUCAUAACAAUAAUAAUACAAGCCACUAAGAUGGACUACCUUUUUUUCAAUUUAAGAAAAAGAUGGGAUAUCCUUCCUAAUAAGAUUUGCUAAUUCAAGUUUGAGUUUUAUAACUAUGUUUAGGUAAUUCCUCGAUUUUAAAGGCCAAAAAAACAAUCAAUCAAUGAUUCUUAACGGGAAUUUUGUAAAUUUAAUAAACAAUAUCAAUGUGCUAGACUCUCGUUGGCUCUGGAUUUCAUGAGUAAAUAAUUAAUUAUACACAAAUGUAAACUAAAAAUAUUAUAGUUUAAAAUAAAAUAACCAGCAAAAACACCUUUUAGUGGGGAAAAUAAGUAUCAAUCAUCUCGUAUAGUAAUGAAUGAAUUAAGGAAAUAAAAAUUCUAAAAGAGAUGCUAUUUUGGUGAACGCUGUUAAUGUGAAUUCAAUUACAAAUUGUUUAGUUUAUUUGGAAGAUUGUGAUUCUUUCCUUGAUUGCAGCGUCGUCAUUACCACCAAAACUUCCAAUUUCCAUAACAUUUUUGAAUAAUGUAACUAACUGUAGCUGUAUGAGAUUCGAGUCAAUUAAGGGAUAAAUACAGUUAACCUGCUCCGGAAUGUAUCCAAUUUGCCAAAUCCGAGCCACGUGCAUGCCAACCAUUAACGAUCUUCCCCGCCUCCUCUCUUCCCUGUUUUCUCGUCCAUUUUCCAUGGAAACAAACAGCUCUUCCUCCCGUGUAUAUAAUAUAUAUAUAUGUAUGUAUGUAUCGGCCUUUAUCAACUGAACUUCGAGAUCAAGAUUUGAAUCUUCCUCAACUUCAAGGCCUCUCUCUCUUGCUUUGCUGCUUUCUCCUUUUCCUUCCCUCUAUGCUAAGUUUGAAAGAGAUCCACUUUGACAUCUAAUUCCCAUUCAUUGCCACCAAAGUUUCGAGUGUUAAAGGCUUAAAGCGCUCAGAUUCCCCCUCCGUUUAUCGGGUUUUGAUCUUUUUUGUGACCGGUAAAAGCACUGAAACCGACCUUCGACAAGUACGUUUCCAUCCCAAAAUUCCAAGGGACAAUUUCGAGAUAACCAAGAAAGAUGCUAACCAAGCUCAUUGCCAUUGUCUAUAAUUCCAGAUCUCUAGAACCAAAUCUGAAUUCCAAUUCUAUUUUGCCGUCAAAUUGAGAGGUUACUACUUACUAGUGUGCCAGAGAAUGCAGAGGCGGAAAUUGAAUGUCGAAGCGAGGGUAGGAAGAAAGUGUAGAAUCAGAAAGCGAGGCUGUUCUUCAUCGUCAUCUUCCUCAUUGGUGCACAAUUACCGGUUGAAAAGAGCAGUUUCUGUCGGGAAGAGAGGCUGGUCGAACACUAAGUAUCCACCAUGUAAGGCUGUAGCUGCCUCUGCGCGGGGACGGGCCACAGCUCUCUGGGAGUUCAAUGAAGUUUCUUUGCCCGGAGUGGGAGAGAGUUGGGAAGGGAAUAGGGAGAUGGUGGUGAGGAGCAGAGGGGGAGUUCUAAAGGGACUGCAAUCAGGUUGUUCUACGGCUCAGAGAUUGAGUGAAUAUAGACAUGGUGAUUAUGGAAGAAGGUCCGUUAUUCUUCGUUUGGGAGGCUUGGAGCCGUCUCUUCAGGAUUCCGGCAUAAUUAAGGCUGAGACUCAAUCCUGUGGUCAAACUCCAAGUAAAUGUGUAGUUGAUGUUAAGACUUGUUUGAAGGACGUUCGUAAUGGCCUCACUGCAUCUAAGGAGCUCGUGAAGGUGUUGAAUCAUAUUUGUGUUCAGGAUGAACGUUGUUCCUCAGGAAUCUCUCUACUUUCAGUGCUGCAAUCUGAACUUGGUCGAGCUCGCAUGCACAUUGAUCAGCUGAUCCAAGUGCAGCAAUCUAACCGCGGUGAGAGAGAUUGCCUUCUGAAGCAGAUUGCAGAAGAAAAGGCAUCUUGGAAAAGCAGGGAGCGAAAUAGAAUUUGGAAUGCAAUUUCAUCCAUUGCAGAAGAACUCGAGGUAGAGAGGAAACUGAGAAGACAAACUGAAAGACUGAACAAGAAGCUCGGCAGAGAGUUGGCAGACAUGAAGUCCUCUUUGUCCAAGACACUGAAAGAGCUCCAGAGCGAGAAAAGGACAAAAGAGACAAUAGAGCAAAUAUGUGAUGAGUUAGCUAAAGGCAUUGGAGAAGACAGGAAUGUGGAAGAAAUGAAAAAAGAAUCAGGCAGAGCUUGGGACAAGGUGGAAAGUGAGAGUGGUAUGAUUCCUCUUGCUGAUGCGUCGCACAAGGAAAGAGUACAGAUGAAGAUCUCAGAAGCCAAACAUAAGUUUAAGGAGAAAAAUGCAGCUGUUGAGAGUGACGACGGAGGCUACUUAAGAACUGAACUGAGUAAACUAAAAAGCGAUGGCUCUCCUAGCUAUGACAGAAUCAAGGAGCUUGAAGAGUAUUUGAGGAAGAACCUCACUCCAACAUGUGGUAAUCAAGAGAGAGAGAGUGAUAGAGGGGAGACUGUGAGUCGACAGGAGCUUGAGGGAGACGAUUCGGCUAGCAGUGAUCUUCAUUCGAUAGAGUUUAAUGUGGAUAACACUGGGAAGGGAUUCAAUUGGAGUUACACUUGCAGGGGUGUUACUCACAAUGAUGCAGUUGAUGAAGAAAUCAAUCAAAGGAGGACCAUCAAAGAGAGAGUUCAGAAAAAUAGAAUUGACUUGGAAGAGAAGUACACAGAUGGGUUUGGAUGGAAUUUAGGCAAGAAAGCAGAGGAAUAUUCAGAUUGGAUCGACAAGGGACGAAUACUGGAAUUUGCCUCGCAGGUUCAGAGAAAAGAUUAUAAAGAGGAAAUGGAGAGAUACAAGAUGGUAAAAGAUCUUAGAGACCACAUAUUAUUUAGAACAAGAAAAGCAGCUCCCUAAGGCAUUGCCAAUCCUAAGUUCCUAAAGAAACAGACACUGGAUCUUUACCUUCCCAGGAAUCUGGCAUUAUGGUAUGUGAUAAAGUUUUGGCAUAUAUUGGAGUGUGUUGGCCUGGAGGCAGCAAAAUGAAUCCAAGUGGAGAAAGGUAUUUUGUUUAUUUGCUUAAUCCGUUUCAUGACAGACCAAGCCAACUCUCUUGCAUAUAUGCCAACAUAUAGUUAGAAUGUUAGGUCUCUCCAGCCUCCAGGUAGCUACCGUCUGUUGGACAAAGUCCAUUGCUGAAUAGGAAUAUAUUGAGUCUGAUGAAACGUUUUGUAUAUUGCUACCAAAAACGACUCUGAUUGUCUGAACAAAAAGUCUGAUCUAUGUUCCUUUGCAGUGGAUGUACUAAAAUGUAUCAAGUUUUGCCUUGGCUUUGAUGAUUUCAUUGCGAUUGGGAAGGCAGUUGUAAUGAUGUGAAUGAUUACUAACAAAACUAUAAAAUUCAUCAAUGCAAAAAAAAUAUCAAAAAUACUGACGGGACAUAAAAAAAUAAUUAAAAAAGAACAGAACCAUCUUAAUAUAAUCCAAAAAGACGAGAGAAAACAAACAACAAACAGGCCUUCCAAUAUUCAUGUAAGCCAAUACUGAUUUGUUUCAACAUAUUGAAUUAGUAAUCAAUUAUAAUCAUAAUCAAUAUCCUGGCAUGGAAGCUUCUAAUAAAUCUAAUUUUACUUAUU